AUGUCAAGUAUCUUCACUGCCCCCGCCUCAUGCUCGGAGUCGUGGACAUUCGAACCAGAGGUUGCAAACAGUGUCCAAAAUGGUCUCCUACUGCAAAAUGCCGCGGCGAGCGACAAUGCUGAUCCGGCGUGUUUCCCUUCUGGAUACAAUCAUUAUGGAAGAGUUCAAGCAUCUCUUGUCUAUAGCCCAGGCUAUUGUCCAGGUGGAUACACCUCAGCCGAGUUAGCGGCUCAAAGUUCGACAACCGCUGCCAUCUGCUGUCCCUCUGCCUUCUCCUACUACGAGGAAGCAAGAGGCGACUCUGAGACAUUCGCCGGAUGCCUAAGUCGUCUUCCUAGUGGAUCAAGUACCAGUGUCACCGUCCGCCAGAACUCGACGAGCACAGAAGUCAGCGGCCCCAUCACGAUGUGGGCACAAGCAAUCCAAAUCGAGCUGCAAGCUUCGGACCUAAGCCUAUUUGUCUCCGCCACUACGACACCCACCACUACAACAACAUCAUCCGACACCUCAUCAGUUCCGACCAGCAGCGCAACCGCUUCAUCAACACCGACCAGCUCAACAGCCCCAAGCACGGGGUCUAGCGGCAUGUCGACAGGAGCAAAGAUUGGUGUUGGCGUCGGUGUCGGCGCAGGAGGUCUCAUUAUACUUGUCGCUCUGGUAUUCUGGCUCUUCCGCCGGCGUCAGAACAACCAAAAGAAGACUCUAGCAGAUGCACCAUCGUCAUUCGGAGGGAGCCGCACCGCACCUAGCGAGCUUGGUGCGGACGGUUUCGGUGCAAGCCCAUCAUACCAACGCGGGGGAUACGUAACACCAAGCGAGCUUGGGAGCGAGCCGGCGGGAUCAACUAGCAAGAACGCGAACACUACUCCUUCUGAACUAUACGCGGCACCCCCCGGUCCAAAGUUCGUACAUGAACUUGGUGCUUAG
Penicillium roqueforti is the source of this 927-nucleotide messenger RNA. RefSeq lists its product as uncharacterized. The record is from RefSeq and is a predicted model, not a curated record. The coding region runs from base 1 to 927 and encodes 308 amino acids. Lineage: Eukaryota; Fungi; Ascomycota; Eurotiomycetes; Eurotiales; Aspergillaceae. The transcript has 2 exons.